Molecule: messenger RNA, 3269 nt
Organism: Asterias rubens (European starfish)
Lineage: Eukaryota; Metazoa; Echinodermata; Asteroidea; Forcipulatida; Asteriidae
Product: heat shock 70 kDa protein IV-like
Exons: 2
Coding region: 218-2134 (638 amino acids)
Biological process (GO): protein refolding; cellular response to unfolded protein
Cellular component (GO): cytoplasm
Molecular function (GO): heat shock protein binding; ATP-dependent protein folding chaperone; ATP hydrolysis activity
Source: RefSeq, a predicted model, not a curated record
GAGAAAACAUGGAAAGAUAUAAAAACCCGUGUCUCAGACAGAGAACUUCAGAAUCGAAUUCCGAUAGCAGUGAGUUAUCCACAUGAUCCAGCAGGGAACGAACAAGAGACGACGAUUGAAAUCUACAUUCGUGAACAUCACACACAACACUACCAGUACCAGUGCCGUACAAUUUUCAUCCAAGUUCUUCAGUGAAGUUGAGUAAGCUUUUGUGACUAUGGCACCGACGGCAAGUACAGCACCCGCUAUUGGCAUCGACCUGGGCACAACCUAUUCGUGUGUCGGUGUUUUCCAGAACGGCAAGGUGGAGAUUAUUGCAAACGACCAGGGCAACCGAACGACACCGAGUUAUGUUGCAUUCACAGACACAGAGAGAAUGGUCGGCGAUCCUGCCAAAAACCAAGUGGCAAUGAACCCAAGGAACACAAUUUUCGAUGCCAAGCGACUCAUCGGUCGGCGAUUUGAUGACUCAGCUGUCCAGUCUGAUAUGAAACACUGGCCAUUCAAGGUAGUCAACUAUCAAGGCCUGCCCAAGCUACAAGCCGAGUACAUGAAUGAAAACAAAACCUUCGCUCCAGAGGAAAUCAGCUCUAUGGUUCUUGUCAAGAUGAAAGAAACAGCUGAGGCAUACCUAGGUCAAAAGGUCAAUCAGGCGGUCAUCACCGUGCCAGCAUACUUCAACGACUCCCAGAGGCAGGCGACUAAAGAUGCUGGUGUGAUUGCUGGACUGAAGGUUCUCAGAGUCGUCAAUGAGCCAACAGCAGCUGCUUUGGCCUACGGACUAGACAAGAAGCUGCAAGGCGAGAAGCACGUAUUGAUCUUUGAUCUUGGAGGGGGAACCUUUGAUGUGUCUGUCCUGACUAUUGAUGAUGGUAUGUUUGAGGUUCUCUCAACAGCUGGUGAUACUCAUCUUGGUGGUGAGGACUUUGACAAUCGUCUUGUGACUCACCUUGCUCAAGAAUUCAAAAGGAAGCACAAGAAGGACAUAACAACCAAUCCAAGAGCUCUUCGACGACUGAGGACGGCAGCAGAGCGAGCGAAGAGAACCUUGUCAAGCAGCACCCAGGCCAACAUCGAGGUAGACUCUUUGUUCGAAGGAAUUGACUUCUACACUUCUGUUUCCCGAGCCCGAUUUGAGGAGCUUUGCGCAGACAUGUUCCGCAACUGCCUUGCCCCAGUAGAGCGAGCUUUGGUAGAUGCCAAACUUGACAAGAAUCGCAUCGACGAAGUGGUUCUUGUUGGAGGCUCUACUCGAAUCCCAAAGAUCCAGAAGCUGUUACAGGACUAUCUUAAUGGCAAAGAGUUGAAUAGGUCCAUCAAUCCUGAUGAAGCAGUAGCUUAUGGUGCUGCUGUUCAGGCAGCUAUCCUGAGUGGUGACCAGAGUGCUGAGGUCAAGGAUGUCCUUCUUGUCGAUGUAGCUCCUCUGUCUCUAGGUAUUGAGACAGCUGGUGGUGUCAUGACCAAACUGAUUGAACGCAACAGUCGUAUCCCUAACAAGGCAUCCAAGACCUUCUCUACAUACUCUGACAAUCAGCCUGCUGUUACCAUUCAGGUGUUUGAGGGUGAACGAGCCAUGACAUCCAACAACAACCGCCUUGGUGUCUUCGAGCUAAGUGGAAUCCCACCAGCCCCACGUGGUGUGCCGAAGAUUGAAGUCUCCUUUGACGUUGACGCUAACGGAAUCCUCAAUGUCUCAGCCAAGGAUGAGAGCACUGGAAAGAGCAAUCAGAUCACCAUCUCCAAUGACAAAGGAAGGCUCUCCAAAGAAGACAUUGACAGAAUGGUGUCUGAUGCUGAGAAGUACAAAGCAGAGGAUGACGCUCACAGAGAAUGCAUCACCUCCAGGAACAACUUGGAGAAUUACGUCUUCAGUGUCAAGUCUGCCCUGAAUGAAGAAGCCGUGCAGAGUAAGAUCCAAUCAGACGACAAAGAGAAAGUGGAUAGCAUCUUGAAAGACACCCUGACAUGGCUGGAUAACAAUACUCUAGCUGCUAAGGAAGAGUACAGUCACAAGUUGGAGGAGCUUCAGAAGGUCUGCUCACCAGUGAUGGCCAAACUACACAGUGGAGGAAAGACUGGUGAAGACGAACAGAGUGGGAGGCAGAAAGAGCCUACUGUAGAGGAGGUUGAUUAAUUAAAUGACUCUUUUAUGAACAGUACAUGUAAACAAAUUACAUUUGUAACUCUCCUGUCUCUUCUUCAGCAUGACAACAAAAUUGAACGUACAACAAGUAGCUAAGCAAUACUAAAUGAGCAGAUGAUACAGUUACUACUAGCCAAAAUACCUUGUCCCAUGUAAACUGUACUGUCUUUGACUGUUAGUGUUAUACUCUAUUCCCUUUAUACUUUGCACACAAUUGUGCUGUCUUGCAGUAUAAUAUGUUUUAUGCAGAACUUUGAAAAUGGGCCAUGUUCAAAAAGACAAUAAGACUUUUUUCCUAUUGAAGCGGACAACCAGUAAACAUAAUUUUCCAUUGUUGAUGCAAAGAACACAUGCUUUGCUUAUUAUACACAUUCAGGGAAAGUAUGUACAUGUAUGAAUUGAUGAGUUUUUCUGGGAGAAGAGCUGCAUUAAGGUUGUAAUAGCAAAUACAACAAUAUAUAUUGUUCUGUGGAAAUGUUUCAAUAUAUGGAAAUUGUGGCUUAUGAUCAGUUGCUCAGUCGAGGCACUUCAAGACAAUGGCUUUAUGUCAAUACCCAAUUAAAAAAUGUCUUGCUAAAGGACACACAAGUGUCACAACUGGGACUCAAACCCACACUCUCCUGAACAAAAACACCAGAGCUUUAGUCAGGUGCUCUUAUUCACUUGGCUACGCAACAUCAGUAAAUAUUUUAACAAUUUUCCUCUCACCAGAUAUGACAGUUUAGUCCAAAAAGAGAAAGCAAUUUGAAAGGAGUCUGAAUAAUUUCAAUUGAGGAGAUUUAAUCACAGAACAUACAUUUUUUAAAUUUUGUUUUAUUUACGGUGUUUUUUUUUUGGGAUGUGUUUAGCUUGAAGGUUAAAAUAGUUUGACCAACUUUCUUAAAACAGUUUAUCAGUUUUCAAUGGCAACCUGUUCUUCUUUCUUGAAUGACAAAUUACAAAUCAACACUAAAGCACAAUGUUCAAAUAAUAUAUUGAAGUAUUUUGCAUAUGUUAUUUAUUAUUUAUUAAUAUUAUAAAGCAACUAAGUAAUAUUUUAUACAAUAUAGUAUUUUCUUACUGCAAAAAAAAGGAUUAACAGGCAUUAGCUACACAGGUUCCAUGGGUACUAUGCAUAUUUUUUGGG